UGCGCGUCUCGCCCCUUCAAAUUUUACAUCGAAAAUACGCAACGAAAUUUUUCAUAGAUGAUAAAAAUAAAAUUGUGUUUUGUUUUGUGAUACGUGCUUAUUUUAGUGAUGUGUGUGGAAAAUGUGAUGCGGAUUGUGUUUUUGAUUAGCGUUGUUGUCGGAAAAGUGAGAAAUGGAGGUACAGAGCGAACUACGGAAAAAGAAACGAGACCUGAGUAUAUACAUCCAGACGGUCUCCUGAACUUCGAUCCAUACUUAUCCGACUUCAAACAUGUACCCGAGGAAGAGGACUACAUACCGUUACCAGAAAACGAUGAAACUAUAGACGGACUACCAAUAUUCCUAAUGGAGCCAAAGAACUCCUAUGUUCUACGUACUAAACCAGCUACUCUUCUAUGCAGAGCUGCUAACGCUUUACAGGUGUUUUUCAAGUGUAACGACAUUAGGACUGAAAAAACAAUACAGUUUGAUCACGUGGACCCUCAAAACGGGGUGAGAGUCGUAGAAGCUGAACUAAAUGUGACAAGGCAUGAGUUAGACGAAUAUUUCGGUGGGAAAUACAGUUGUGACUGCUAUGCGUGGAACAGCAAGGGCAAGAUACGGAGUCAAGGAGUUUUCAUUGAAUUUGCUUAUAUCAAGAAGCAAUUUGUUCAACAGCCUCAGUCCGCGACAGUGGAGGCGGGUAGACAGGUGACGUUCCACUGCAGUCCACCACCCGCUGCUCCCCCUGCUACCAUCAAGUGGGUUCGCAAUGGCGUCACCAUUGAAGCCACAGACGAAACCCUUGUACUGCCCAGGGUUGGUUUACAGGAUAUGGCGAAUUACACAUGCAUGGCUGAAAACAUUGCCGGGCGGCGGGAGUCCGAUACAGCUGUGUUGUCAGUUUAUGUGAACGGUGGCUGGUCGGAGUGGUCCCCCUGGCUAGCCUGCAGGUGCGGAGCGCAGACCAGCGGUAGACGGAGAACCAGGACUUGCAGUGAGCCAGCGCCUGCCAAUGGUGGAGUGCCGUGCCGCGGACAAGCAUCUCAGAGCGACGAAGACUGUCUCAGCUGUCAGAAUGGUUCGUGGUCACCCUGGGGCGCGUGGUCUACCUGCAGCGAGGACUGCGUGAGAGUGCGCCGAAGACAAUGCGUUGGCACUUGCGCUGGUUCAACCGUGCAGCACGCUGCUUGCGUUGACGGCCUUUGUUCAGCAGGACUCAGAAUCUACAAGAACAACCUAACAUUGUAUGUGGGUAUCGGCAUCACGGUAGCAAUGCUGGCCGCUGGGGCUGCCAUCCUCUACGUUUGGUGCAAGUACAGAAGUGUCAGGCCUGGAUACACUGCUGCUAGGACAGGUAUUCCAAAGACCUAUUCGAGUCGGGAUAAGAGCAGUGCAGCUCCAGAUCUCACGAGAGCCUGCAACGAGUACUGGAUGAGGCCAGACAAUCAUUACGACAUGCCGCAAUUAAGAGACAGCUAUGCGUCUCCAUUUGGCAACAGGAGUAGACAGCAGUCCUCAACUGGCAGCAACCACUAUGAAAUGAAGCCCUAUAGUCCAUCCGGGGACUCAGCCUCAAGUUGUUAUACUAACUCCAGAACAAUGACGUCACGGUCUAGCGAGUGCUCGUCGUCGCAGCUAGCAGAGUUAGUGACGUCAUCGCCCACCUCACACUCGAAAGUCGAUGUGGCGGUGACUCUGCCUCCGGGACCUAUGGAUAUGAGCUAUAGAGAUAAAAUCUGUUUAACCAUAGUAAAAUAAAAUUUGAAAGAGGACGUUCGAAAUUUGAAAAACUUAGUCACUGUUGAAAUAUCAAUGUUAUUAGAGAUGCAACGGUUAUUCGGCUAAUAUCUGGUAGUUAAAGCCAGCAAUUGUAGAGCUGCGACAGAUAUCCGGCUACUGUCCAUAUCCAGCCUAUCUUACGUAUUUAACAUUUCAAUU
Molecule: messenger RNA, 1920 nt
Organism: Pararge aegeria (speckled wood butterfly)
Lineage: Eukaryota; Metazoa; Arthropoda; Insecta; Lepidoptera; Nymphalidae
Product: netrin receptor unc-5-like
Exons: 10
Coding region: 109-1740 (543 amino acids)
Biological process (GO): netrin-activated signaling pathway
Cellular component (GO): membrane
Molecular function (GO): netrin receptor activity
Source: RefSeq, a predicted model, not a curated record